Messenger RNA from Temnothorax curvispinosus, 4428 nucleotides. RefSeq names its product zinc finger protein Elbow. Lineage: Eukaryota; Metazoa; Arthropoda; Insecta; Hymenoptera; Formicidae. Gene Ontology annotation, cellular component: nucleus. The transcript has 2 exons. The record is from RefSeq and is a predicted model, not a curated record. Bases 549 to 2057 code for a protein of 502 amino acids. Gene Ontology annotation, biological process: negative regulation of DNA-templated transcription.
AGUAGGGGUAGGGGAAGUCAGCUGAACGGUGGUGGAGGGGUGAGGGUCGAGCGACGAGAAGGGCAACCGCGCGCUCCACGUCGCUCCGCUCCGCGCUGAGCGAUUUAGUUGCGAGUCGAGUCUCACCGCGUCGACGUGUGUCGAGAUAUAUCGCGCGGGAUAACGCUACUGUGAAGUCGUUUUCUUUCUUUUUUUGUUUUUUCGCGUGGGUCGCGCGGGGUACUCCGACGCGACGACGGUCCACCUUCCCUUUUGCUCCUCACAUAUGGUUUGGUGCUUGUGAAAGAAAAAAGGGUGCGUAUCGCGGCGCGUGCACGAGAAAGUGCCCGCUCAACAGCCAGCCUGGUGCAUGGCUCCGCGUCCAAGAGUGUUACCGUUGUCUCGCCGCUGCGACAGAUGUAAGGGAGGGAAAAGUGCGACGGAUCCACGCAGGUGGAUCGCCGAUGAGGAGCCGAUAGUGUGAUAGAAAACAAACAAAAAAAAAGUGGUGUGCUUUCGUCGACGCGUACACGACCGACGGGUGCGAGCGAAAGGAUCGACCGCGAAAGAUGCUGACGUCCAGCGCGAAUCAGUAUCUCCGUCCUGAUCAUUACCUCACGCCGCUACCUACUACGCUGGAUGCGAAGAAGAGUCCACUCGCGCUGCUCGCACAGACCUGCAGUCAGAUAGGAGCGGAUCCACCGUCCAACAAAUCGUUACUAAGUUCCUUGGACAAGACAUCGAGUAGCAGAUCAUCCAAAACUACGGAGCAGUCACGCGAGAAGUCUUCGCCGGCGGUGACGGCGUCAGCCACGGUGCCAACGUCGGCGAGCGAGUCCACGAAGACCAGCUUCAAACCGUACGAAUCCUGCCUGGGACGCGAGAAAGCGUGCACGCCGGACGAGUCGCGAUCAACGUCGAGCCACUCGACGUCCGGCCGAUCGAGGACACCUGGCAAUAGCGGCAAACGAUGCCCGAGCAAUCAGAGCGCCGCGUCGACGCGCGCGGUCACGCCGCAAGGUAGGAAAACGGCGACGCCGAACGGCGAGGUCGGCCGGGGCUCGCCGGCAUCGAGAAGCUCGGCACCCUUGGUGCCAUCGAGCACAGCGGACGCUUCGACGAGUCAGCCAACCGUGAGUAGUCCCUCGUUACAAGUCAAACCCGCCUACAGUCCCGUCAGCGUACUGGCGAUGGCCGAUCCGUCUAUCAAGGAUCUCCCAUUGGGCACGUUCAAGCCCGGCGUCAGUCUACCAGUCUCCACCGCUGCCUACUUGGGCUACAGUCCCGGUCAGCUGCCGAUCGACGUGAUGGCCAAUUCGCUCAUGUCCCAUCACGCCGCCCUGAAGAACGGCAUCAACCCCUAUCUUUACGCGCGAUUGAAAACCAGCGGCGGUCCCGCGGACGGCCUGAUGCCGAUAUGCCGCGAUCCCUUCUGCACCGGCUGCCAACUGAACUCGCACCUACUGUCGAACCCGGCGACGGCCGCGGCAGUGGCCAACAUCACCAAUGGCAAAUUGCCGUCAGGCGCGGGCGCGACGCCGGGUUCCUGUCCGGCCGGGUGCGCUCAGUGCGAUCACAAACCCGGCAGCGUUUCGCCCUACGGGUCGCUCAGCGCGGUUUACGCGCACGCGCAGCUCGCCGCGCUGGCCGCGGGCACCCAACUACCCUACGUGUGUAACUGGAUCGCGGGCGACACCGCGUACUGCGGCAAGAGAUUCACCACGUCCGAGGAGUUGCUGCAGCAUCUCAGAAGUCACACGAACGUGUCGGCGAGCGGCGGCGCGACCGACCCGGCCGCCGCGCUCUCCCUGCUGCCCGGGCCGCCCCCGACGCUGCACCCGACUCAUCCUCUGUUCGCGAGGUCUUAUCCUACGCCACCCUUGAGCCCGCUUGCCACCGCGCGCUACCAUCCCUACGGGAAACCUUCGCCGCUCCUGACACCGUCUCUGUCGACGCUCGGUCUGCCGCUUCCGCCGCCGCCGCCGCCGCCGCAUCCGCACGCGACCGGACUGGCGUACUUCUCGCCGUAUUCUAUCUACGGGUCUCGUCUGGGUGCCACUUCCGGGAUGCAUCAAUGAGUUCUCGGCAACAAGGGUUCUCGCGAGCCGGACGAGUAAGCUCGCGAGACGAGUCGACCGGCGAACUGUGAUUCUGCUACGGAUUUCGAGCACGUGAACGGGGAGCACAUCGGUUCUACUAUACGCGGUGCUUUUGUCACAAAUCUCAGUACAGGAACCUGAAGUCGUAGAACGGAUACCGGAAGCGGUAGGAACGUUCUUCUCGAUUGUACUAUGCGAUAGUAUGCUCGGUGCGUCUUCCGCAAACCUGUACGCUAUAAGCUUUUUUUACCUUAUAAUUGAAAAUCUAAUAUAGAAUCCGAAAGUAAUAUGCACACGAAACAUCCUCUAAUUUUAUCUCUAGGUGCGAAUCAUUACUGUUUCGAUGUUGCAGACAGAUUUGGUAUAUUUUAUAGACACUAAAAUAUUUCAAUACUAUUUUUUUUUUUUUUUUUAAUAGGUCUCGAUGGUAUUCAAGCGUUUUCCUGCGAGCGCUAUUUUCGAUAAAAAGUAAUAUACUAUGUCUGUAUGUUUGGUCUUUUCCUCUCAAAGAGAUAAAAUAUCGUCGUUACCGCGUAUGCCUACCUCAGCUUUGCAAGAGUAAUGAUUCAAUCUUGUCGUUGCAUUUGAAAUACGUUUAGGACGAUUAACCCUCGUUCAGCAGUAUUGAAUAAUGCAUGGGAAGCAACGAGGGAUUUUCUAAAGUUAUCGUUUUUAGAAUAAAUUGUAAAAGUAUAUAAUAUAUAUUGGUUAUUUCUGGUUGCCUUCAAAUAAUCAUUUAUUUUAUUUUUCAUCUUUUUUUAUUUGAUAGUUAUACGUUCGUCGAUCCUUAUUAUUUUACGUAGCACAGUAGUUUAGUUUUACAACAAAAUCAAAAUAAAAGGACUAUUUGAAAUGAACAACUUGUACUAUAUGUGGUUAAACGGGAGAGCUCAGGUAGCGCAUUCCAUGCGACUAAACAUUCCGCUGCCCGAGGGUUAAACGCCUAAUGCAAACGUCGCCGAGUUGACUGCUUUCGUCUGCUGUUCGGCAUUAUCUUUCAGACUCGGUAAUUUUCUUAGCCACUGAGAGAGAGCAUCGAAAACGAAUCGCCGCCUAUCAGUUGAGACCACAGAAGCGACGAAUUUAUGACGAAAGGCCGCAUUGAACGGCAGUGCGCGUCGGAAAGGCCGUACAUUUGAAUGUGUGCAAUUUAAACAGUGCUAUUAAAUUAAUAAACUCUUUUUUCAGAAAGAACCGACAAGAUUUUAAUUUACGAUUAAAAGUUGCGUGACGCGCGCGCGAGAGUAAAUUUUUCGAUAUUUUAUUCGUUCUCUGUCUAUCUGCUCUGUCGGACCGCGUACCUCUCAGUAUCGGAUGACGAGUGCCACACCAAACGUCGAAAAACCAAUGUUUAACUGUGAUUUCCGAGUGAGAAAGUUGAGAGAGAGAGAGAGAGAGGGAGAGAAUGUGCGAUGCGAUGAGCUUCCGUGAAAGAGAUUAUACGCGUGCGAAUGUGUGCAACUAGAAUUUGUUAAUGAAUGCGCAAUUACGGAGAUUUUAUUUCCGAACGAAAGUAAUCGUCGUAAUCGGAUAAAUAGAAAUGAACGUUUUGUCACGUAUCUAUUUCAAUCACUCGGCGAAAUGAAGAAUUUGCUAUAUAUGCGAAUCACUACGAUAAUUUUAGGCAAAAUAAACUUUGUGACAGCGGUGCUUUCUUACGUUUAUUUCAAAAGAAGAAUGUAUAAAAAAUACAUACCAUGUUUCGGCGCGGAAUUUAUUUAUUAUUUAUACUGUUUGAUUUAUAUUGUUACUAGUAUUAUUAUUGCGAAAAGUCAAUUUUUCAAAUAAGAUUUGGAUCACUGAAAUUUUAACACUAUCUUUUAUUUAAAUAUUUUGUACGAGCAGAUGUGCAAAUGUGCAUAAUUAACCUUAUCAUCUGCUUUUUACUUCAUGCAGAUGCAGAAAUAUUAUAUAAUUAAUUGUUUCAGACAUAUAUUGCAUAGUAUUCCUUGUUUGAAAAAUGAAGUUAUGUACUUUUGCUUGGCAUUUCACAUGCACAAAUAUUUGAAUGCCAAGCAAAUAGAGAAACAAUGAAUAUAUGCAAUAUUUUUCAACAUUUUAUUCAUUCGAAAUUGAUCAGAACUGCAGGGGAACAAAUUUAGUUUUCAUCACUUUCGACUGAAAUAUUCUCCGUUUUUGCGAUUGUGGGAAAUAAAUAAUUGAUAUAAUGUAAUAAUCUGCUAUAUAUGUACUAUUUAUAAAUUAUAUCAAUGUCCUACUUCCCUUGUAAUUAUUGUACAUUUGUUUAUAGGUACAUAAACUCUAACAAAUCCCUAAUGAGGAAGCGAAUAGUUCGGAUAUACAUAUAUACAUACGUAUAUAUAUAUAUAUAUAUAUAUAUAUAUAUAUA